This is a messenger RNA of Hyla sarda, 2469 nucleotides long. It is a transcript of the gene TOM1L1, whose product is annotated as target of myb1 like 1 membrane trafficking protein. The record is from RefSeq and is a predicted model, not a curated record. Bases 354 to 1925 code for a protein of 523 amino acids. NCBI's taxonomy places the organism in Eukaryota, Metazoa, Chordata, Amphibia, Anura, Hylidae. The transcript has 16 exons. Gene Ontology annotation, biological process: signal transduction. Gene Ontology annotation, molecular function: phosphatidylinositol binding; clathrin binding; ubiquitin binding. Gene Ontology annotation, cellular component: endosome; membrane.
UGCACUGCAGGCAGAUUAGCAAUCUAUGUAGAUCAUCAAACAUUAGAUGUAUGGAAUUUUCCUGUAUGUAAAUCUCCCAGAGCAGCGCUCCUAUUAUCAGAGUAGAGGACGCUCUCCCCACGUGACAGUCACAAUGCCCUGUGUGUGUUACCUGCGGCUGCUUCCUGGGUUUCAGCUACACCCAGAUCCUCCCCCGCCCCCUUCUCUGGAGCCCAGGUAACUUUCUGCUGAGCGCUGUUCACACUGAAUGGGCUGGGAAACUUCACACGACAAAUCAUCGCACUAAUGCAUUUUACCAUCACUAUUCUCCGGUGAACGUUUCAUGACUGCAACCAUCAAGACGACGUGCAGCCAUGGCCUUUGGGAAAAAUGUUAAAGACCCCUUCUCUACACACUUGGGGCAUCUCAUCGAAAUUCACACAAUUUCCUCAAACAAGUCAGAAGACUGGGGCCAGUUUAUGAAUAUCUGCGAUGCCAUCAACACCACAGCCGAUGGGCCCCGGGAAGCAGUCAAAGCUUUAAAAAAAAGAAUAAGCAAAAACUACAAUCAGAAAGAAGUCAGGUAUUCACUUUCUCUAUUGGAAAUGUGCAUGCAGAACUGCAACACAACAUUUCAGUCCUUGAUCCUAAAGAAGGAAUUCUGUAAGGACGUUCUGGCCAAACUGCUCAACCCCAAGUACAAUCUACCCAUGGAUCUGCAAAACAGGAUCCUCCGCUUCAUCAUGACGUGGUCUACACAGUCAACGGGCAAUGCCGACGUUACGGAGGUCAAAGAACUGUAUUUGGAGAUGAUUAAGAAAGGAAUCCAGUUCCCUCCUUUGGAUGCCAGUAAAGAAACAACCACUGAGCUGCGAAGGGCUGAUAAGAUGACUGAUAAAACUACUACUCCAUUACACACAGAAGUGUCCGGGCAGCAGCUUUCAGCCGAACAGAUCGGUAAACUGUACAGUGAGCUGGAUAUGGUGAAAAUGAAUGUGAGGGUCAUGUCCGAGAUCCUGCUGGAGAACGUCCCAGGAGCAGAGCUAGAAGACGAUAUGGACCUCUUACAGGAGCUGGAGAAGGUGUGCCGGGAGAUGCAGGCCCGGAUCCUGAAGCUUCUGGAGACCGUACAGAAUGAGGACGUUAUCAUUGAACUGGUGCAGGUCAAUGACGAUCUGAAUAAUAUCUUCCUGAGACAUUCCAGGUUCAUGCGCAAUAGAAGUAACAAAGAGGACAAAAAUGUGACAGCAUUGAAUCAACCUUCAGCACCUGCGAGUGAACUCAUUGAACUUGACCCAGCGCCUAUAAUUCAAAACCAGACGAAUGGGUAUCCUGCCCCCGCUGCUAUUCCUGUUUCGGUGCCAAAUGUCGUUCCACAGCAACCUUACAAUUUGGAUUCUGGAAGCACAGAACUGCCACCGCCGGCGUAUGACAACCACAGCAACUUUAUGUAUCCACAGGCCGAUCUGCUGGAACUUAGGGAGGCGGUAAAUAUUCGAUUUCCAUACGGAGGAACAAACCAUCUGCCCAGUCUCCCCCCCAGAGCCCUGUAUGAUAAUGCUCCUUAUCCUACAUCUUUCCCUCCAGCCGUACAGCCUGCGGCCCCUUUCUUCCCCAGGGUUCCAGCUUUAACACCUUUUUUCCCAUUGGCUCCGCACCAAACGCCAUUCCUGCCCACACUUCCCAUUUCCACGCCGCCUUUAGCUGCUGAGACGAAUCCCACAUCUCUGCUUCCUGCGUUCUCCACUCUGAGCCCUACGGUUGUGCCAUUACCAAAAGAAUCCACCAACAAACCAUCUGAAACCUCAGACGCCGGUCGCAGUGCGCCAUUGCCAAAUUACUAUGAGCUCCUGGAGUUUGAUCCGCUGGCUGAAGGGAACAAGACUGAGGCUGUUUAUGAAGAAAUUGAUUCUACAUUUUGGAGACCACAGAAGAGUUCUUGCUAACGCCCUGUGUGGGGAAAUUUGUGAUAAAAAUGAUUGAAGAUUUCUGUCCUUUAGGAAUGGACGCGGAGUUCCACGAAUUACAUUCUGCAGAUCUAUUCCCUUCAUGCCACCAAUGGAAAUUUGAUUAGUGUCAAAUGAAACUUUGACUGUUCCUCAUCUGUUUAACUUUAGACUUAGCGAAGCGUUCCCGCAAUUAACCUCACCAGGAGAGAUUUCCAUUAUUUUAAUGCGGCGGCGACGGAGAGUCUCAUCCGUCCUAAAUAGGGGGGGGGGGGGGGGGGGAAUCCUUUGCUUGUUGAUCAGCACGGACAGUAAUACAUGGAAAUACCUGUCUGCGCCCCUUUUAUUUUCUUUGGCAAUUAGGAAAAUGUACAACAAGACGGCAACAAUUUCUUAGCCUUUUGGUGGAUUUCAUACAGAGAGAAUGAUUUCGGCGCACAGACUCACCUGAAUGCUGCGGGGAACACUAGGAAUGCUUUAGUGCCAUCUAGUGGUCAAUGCGCUUACUGCAUGGAGUAAUUAUUGUAAUAAAUAGUCUCUUUCU